AUACGUCUAGCCUGGUGGACUGGGAUUAAUAUUAGCCUCUUCAAUGGAGGGAAAGAAAAGCAAAACUAAAUCCAAAGUGGAUAUAUAUAAAGAUCAAGAGGAGGGGAGCACUGAAAGAGCCAAAUCUCCAGAACCCAGCUGUGUGUCUUUGAGUAGUGAACAAUCCAUGGAUUAUCCUCCUGGUGUCAGUGAUGGAACAGUGACCUCUGAACCCAGACAGUGCAUCGAUUUCUACAGCAAUCACUCCAGACCAUCAGAACAGUUGGACUCUCCUCAGUGCAGAAAGAGAUCCAGAACAAACAGCGCCAUGAAAUCCAGUUCUGCUGGUUGUGUUCACCUGCAGGAGGAGACCGGAGACCUGCAUAAACCACUGAAUGAUGAACUACAGAGAGUCAAAGAGCAGCACAAAACCAGCAUGAAGAACAAGUAUGAGAGAUUAUUUGAGGGACUGAAACUCCAGGAGAAUGAAAGCCUCCUGAACAGCAUCUACACACAGCUCUACAUCAUAGAGGGAGAGAGAGAAGGAGUAAAUGAAGUACAUGAGGUUUUACAGAUGGAGAAAACAGCCAGAACACAACACUCACAAGACACUCCAAUCUACUGCAAUGACAUCUUUAAAGCCUCCGCUGAAGCAGGAUGUGAGGAGAAAGAGCAGAUCAAGACUGUUCUUACUAAAGGCAUCGCUGGAAUCGGAAAAACCGUCUCUGUGCAGAAGUUCAUUCUGGACUGGGCCGAGGGAAAAGCCAAUCAGGAUGUAGAUUUCAUGUUUGUGCUUCCAUUUCGAGAGCUGAACUUGAUCCCAGAUCAUCAGUACAGUCUUCACAGACUUCUGCUGGACUUUCAUCCUGAACUUCAAGAUCUGGACUCACAGAUUUAUGAGGAGUGUAAAGUUGUGUUCAUCUUUGAUGGUUUGGAUGAAAGCAGAAUCACACUGAUGUUUUCAGACGCUCAGAAAGUUUGUGAUGUGACUGAGACUUCAUCAGUGGCUGUGUUGAUGUCAAAGCUCAUGAAAGGAGAGCUGCUUCCCUCUUCUCUCAUCUGGAUCACCUCCAGACCAGCAGCAGCCAAUCAGAUCCCCUCCAAAUACAUCCACCGUCUGACAGAAAUUCAGGGAUUCACUGAGCCUCAGAAGGAGGAAUAUUUCAGGAAGAGAAUCAGUGAUGAGCAUCAAGCCAGCAGAAUCAUCUCACACAUCAGAAGAGCAAGAAGCCUCCACAUCAUGUGCCACAUCCCCGUCUUCUGCUGGAUCUCAUCCACUGUGCUUCAGAAGCUCCUGGAAGAAGAUCUGAGUGCAGAAAUCCCUCAAACUCUGACUGAAAUGUACAUCCACUUCCUGCUGAUUCAGAUCAACAUGAGGAAGCAGAAGUAUGAAGAGAGAGAUCCAGAGAAACUCCUGCCGUCCAACAGAGAAGUGAUUGUGAAACUUGCUGAAGUGGCUUUCAAACAGCUGAUGAAGGGCAAUGUGAUGUUCUAUGAGGAGGACCUGAUUGAGAGCGGCAUAGACAUCACUGACGCCUCUGUGUAUUCUGGGAUUUGCACUGAGAUCUUUAAGCAGGAAUCUGUGAUUCAUCAGAGGAAAGUCUACAGCUUCAUUCAUCUAAGCGUCCAGGAGUUUCUCGCUGCUUUCUAUGUGUUUUACUUUCAUGUGAAUACAACUAUGGAAGGACUGAAGAAUUUUGCUUCAGUAAAACGUUUGCUUAAAGCUGCAGUAGAUGAAGCCGUUGAGUGUGAGAAUGGACGUCUGGAUCUGUUCCUGCGGUUCCUGCUGGGCGUCUCACUGGAGUCCAAUCAGAGACUCUUACAGGAUCUACUGACACACACAGAGAACAGCUCAGAGAGCAUCAGAGAAACCACACAGUACAUUAAAGAGAAGAUCAAAGAUGGACAUGGACUCUCCACUGAAAGAUCCAUUAAUCUGUUCCUCUGUCUGCUGGAAGUGAAAGAUCAGACUCUGUCUGAAGAGAUUCAGGAGUUUGUGAAAUCAGACAAACACUCCGAGAAGAAACUCUCUGCUGCUCACUGCUCAACAAUCUCCUACAUGCUUCAGAUGUCAGAGGAGACACUGGAUGAACUGAACCUCAUGAAAUACAACACAUCAUCUGAGGGGAGAAGAAGACUGAUACCAGCUGUGAUCAACUGCAGAAAAGCUCUGCUUGCUGGCUGUAAUCUCACUGCUCAGUCCUGUGAAACUGUGUCUUCAGCUCUACAAUCCUCAAACUGUGUCCUGAGAGAGCUGGAUCUGAGGAACAAUGACCUGCAGGACUCUGGUGUAAAGUUUAUUUCUGAUGGACUGAAGAGUCCAAACUGUCAGCUGCAGAUACUGAGGUUGUCUGGCUGUAUGGUGACAGAGGAAGGCUGUGGUUAUUUGUCUUCAGCUCUGAGUUCAAACCCCUCACACCUGAGAGAGCUGGAUCUGAGCUACAAUAACCCAGGACAAUCAGGAGUCCAGCUGCUCAAACACAAACUGCAGGAUCCAAACUAUAAACUGCAGAUACUCAAUUUGGAUCAUGGAGGGCCCUUCAGAAUCACACCAGGACUUAAAAAAUGUAGGUUCUUUCUCAGACACAGUCAUGCACAUUUAAUGAAAACAAAUGAUAUAAUUAAUUAAUGAUCAUUGUUUUUAUCUCUUUUCUUGUUUUCAGACGCCUGUGAUCUCACACUGGAUCCAAACACAGCAAAUACUCAACUCAUCUUGUCUGAGGAGAACAAGAAGAUUACGUAUGUGAAAGAUCGUCAGCCGUAUCCUGAUCAUCCAGAGAGAUUUGCUGAUAUUCCUCAGGUUCUGAGUGUUGAGAGUCUGACUGGACGCUGUUACUGGGAGGUUGAAUGGGGAUCUUGGGCUCGUAUAGCAGUAGCCUAUAAAGGGAUCAGCAGGAAAGACGGGACUGUCUGUAAGUUUGGAUACAAUGACAAAUCCUGGAGUCUAUUCUGCACUGGUAAUGGAUAUGUUGUCUGGCACAAAAAUGUAAGCAAGAACAUAACAACUAAUGUACCAAUAUCUAAUAGAGUAGGAGUGUAUGUGGACGUGUCGGCCGGCUCUCUGUCCUUCUACAGCAUCUCUGACACACACACACUCACACACAUAUACACAAUCAACACCACAUUCACUGAACCCCUCUGUGCUGGGUUUAAGGUGUUUGAGUCCUCAUUAUCUCUUUGUCAGAUUUAACAACAAACACAAAC
This is a messenger RNA of Carassius carassius (crucian carp), 3183 nucleotides long. Its product is annotated as NACHT, LRR and PYD domains-containing protein 12-like. NCBI's taxonomy places the organism in Eukaryota, Metazoa, Chordata, Actinopteri, Cypriniformes, Cyprinidae. The record is from RefSeq and is a predicted model, not a curated record. Gene Ontology annotation, molecular function: protein binding.